Molecule: messenger RNA, 2585 nt
Organism: Choloepus didactylus (southern two-toed sloth)
Lineage: Eukaryota; Metazoa; Chordata; Mammalia; Pilosa; Megalonychidae
Gene: OGFOD1
Product: 2-oxoglutarate and iron dependent oxygenase domain containing 1
Exons: 13
Coding region: 64-1701 (545 amino acids)
Biological process (GO): regulation of translational termination; peptidyl-proline hydroxylation
Cellular component (GO): cytoplasm
Molecular function (GO): iron ion binding; L-ascorbic acid binding; peptidyl-proline dioxygenase activity
Source: RefSeq, a predicted model, not a curated record
GCAUUCUGGGAAUUGUAGUUCCUUAGGGAGGAGCUUGCUGAGUGGGUCUGCAUCCCUGAGGAGAUGAAUGGAAAACGGCCCGGGGAGCUCGGCCCGGGGCGGGCGAGGAAAAAAGGAAAGAAGGAAAUGAUGGCAGAGUUUUCGGACGCCGUCACGGAAGAACCCUUGAAGACACAGGUGGCUGAGGCCUGGAGCCGCAGGGCGCCGUUCAGUCACGAAGCCAUUGUCAUGGAAUUGGACCCCUUUCUUCACUGCCUGAUCCCAAACUUCAUCCAAAGCCAAGACUUCUUGGAAGGGCUUCAGAAGGAACUUUUGAACUUGGACUUCCAUGAAAAGUAUAAUGAUUUAUAUAAGUUCCAGCAGUCUGAUGAUUUGAAGAAGAGAAGAGAACCUCACAUCUCUGCUUUAAGGAAAGUUCUGUUUGAAGAUUUCCGGGCCUGGCUUUCUGACAUUUCUAAGAUUGACCUGGAACCAACCAUUGAUAUGUCCUGUGCUAAAUAUGAAUUCACAGAUGCCCUCCUCUGCCAUGAUGAUGAAUUGGAAGGGCGCCGGAUUGCCUUCAUCCUUUACCUGGUUCCUCCCUGGGACAGGAGCUUGGGGGGCACCCUGGACCUCUACACUGUUGAUGAACACUUUCAGCCGAAGCAGAUUGUCAAGUCUCUUGUCCCUUCGUGGAACACACUGGUUUUCUUUGAAGUAUCUCCAGUAUCCUUUCACCAGGUAUCUGAAGUCCUGUCUGAAGAAAAGUCACGUUUGUCUGUAAGCGGCUGGUUUCAUGGUCCUUCAUUGACCAGGCCUCCCAACUACUUUGAACCCCUCAUACCUCGGAGCCCUCACAUCCCGCAAGAUCAUGAAAUUUUGUAUGACUGGAUCAAUCCUACUUAUCUGGACAUGGAUUACCAAGUUCAAAUUCAAGAAGAGUUUGAAGAAAGAUCUGAAAUUCUCCUAAAGGAGUUUCUUAAGCCUGAGAAGUUUGCAAAGGUCUGUGAGGCUUUGGAGAAAGGAGAUGUGGAAUGGAGCAGCCGAGGUCCCCCUAAUAAAAGGUUUUAUGAGAAAGCUGAGGAGAGUAAGCUUCCCAACAUACUGAAGGACUGCAUGGAGUUAUUUCGCUCUGAGGCACUGUUCUUGCUGCUCUCCAACUUCACAGGCCUGAAGCUUCACUUCUUGGCCCCUUCAGAAGAAGAUGAGCUUGAGAACAGAAAAGAGGGAGAAGCAGCCUCUGCUGCAGAUAGCACUGAAGAAGGGACUAGCCAUGGCUUUUCUGAGCCAGAGAAUAAUCAGGUGACCACUGGCAACAGCAACCAAGAGACUGACAUACAGACAGACUCAGAGCCAGAGGAAAAUGAAGCAAAGGAUGAAUCAAGUGUUCCUACAUGCCAGGGGGAACUGAGGCAUUGGAAGACCGGUCACUACACUCUAAUCCAUGACAACAGCAAGACUGAAUUUGCCCUGGACUUACUUCUCUACUGUGGCUGUGAAGGCUGGGAGCCAGAAUAUGGUGGCUUUACUUCCUACAUUGCCAAAGGUGAAGAUGAAGAGUUGCUAACAGUGAAUCCAGAAAACAAUUCUUUGGCAUUGGUCUACAGAGAUAGAGAGACUCUGAAAUUUGUCAAGCAUAUUAACCACCGAAGCUUAGAACAAAAGAAAACCUUCCCACACAGAACAGGCUUCUGGGACUUUUCAUUCGUCUAUUUUGAAUAACAGGGCUGGGCAAAGCUGAACAAAGAAAUAAUCCUUCAUCAGUACUGGGAAGUCUGGAAGAGCUAGGCCUGGUGUAAAGGAGAGCUAGAUGGUGGUCUCACAGUGUUCUGAAAACUGCAUUUUGGUGGUUUUGUAAUGGGACUCAUGAUGAUUGUCCUCAAUCUAGACCUAGAGCUUGAAGCUAAGUACUUAUCUCUUGAUUAAAAAAAGAAAAAAAAUUUUUAACUUUUAGUUCUUUGUUUUUACAUUGGCUUCUUUAGUGAUUUUAUUUUUUAUACUCAUAAAUGAUUGCAGAUUCUGCCCUUCCCAAUCACACUGGUUUAUAAACUAGAGCUUUAUAUCCUAGUCGUGCUGGGCCUUAGCUAUCUGACAUGAUUUCAGUCACUUUACUUCCUCCUGCUUAUGUCUUUGUUCCACUGUGACUUCCACAGGACAGUGUGGACUUGGAUGAUGUGCACGAUUGGAAAAGGUCUGGCCUAAAACCAUAUGGCCCCAAGAGGCUUCUGAUUGGUGAGGAGAGGCUGCUUAUGCCAUGCGUAGUUGUGUACAGGUGUCUGCAGCCUUUCAUCGUGGAGUAGUAGCUUUUGUAUUACUAAAUGAUUCUAGCCCCUCAUGUGGCUUUCAUUUUCCUGAAUAAUUUAGGGUCGCCUGUAAAUACCAGCUACCUUUUUUUGUGUGACAUUAAUUUUUGUUUUUCUUUAAUGCUAAAAAGACACAUCAAAAUAACCAGAGGCUAUCCAUUUUGUUACAUCUUUUUUUCUUGAAGUGUCCCUGGGGGUUAUAUAUGAAUAACUAUCUGUGUGGGUGUGCAUGUGUGGGUAUUAGGUGUUAUUCUAUCUUUAGUUGAAAGAAGCUGUUUUCAUUAAAAUCCACGACUAUCUCUG